Molecule: messenger RNA, 1521 nt
Organism: Triticum turgidum subsp. durum (durum wheat)
Lineage: Eukaryota; Viridiplantae; Streptophyta; Magnoliopsida; Poales; Poaceae
Source: the annotation of a GenBank genome assembly
AUGGCGACAAUGGCGGUUAAGGUGUGGGUGGUGGCAAUGAUGCUGGUUGUGCACUGCUUCGACGUAGGGCUUGGAGCUGGAGGCGACGGCCUGUGCCUGGGCUCGCCCGACUACGGCGACGCGCUAGCCAAGGCCAUCCUCUUCUUCGAGGGGCAGCGGUCGGGGCGGCUGCCGGCUAACCAGAGAGUCAGUUGGCGCGGCAACUCCGCGCUCGCCGACGGCCGACCUGAAAACGUUAACCUGACGGGUGGGUACUACGACGCCGGCGACAACGUCAAGUUCGGGUUCCCGAUGGCCUUCACGGUGACCCUGCUGAGCUGGAGCGCCAUCGAGUUCCGUGGCGACGUCGCGGCGGCGGGGCAGCUGGGCAACCUCGGGGCCGCCAUCCAUUGGGGCGCUGAUUUCCUGCUCCGCGCGCACACAUCUCCCACCACCCUCUAUACCCAGGUGGGGGACGGGAACGCCGACCACGGGUGCUGGGAGCGGCCGGAGGACAUGGACACGCCGAGGACCCUGUACAAGGUCACCGCGGACUCGCCCGGGUCGGAGGCCGCCGGCGAGGCGGCUGCGGCGCUCGCGGCGGCCUACCUAGUGCUCAAGGAAGACGGCGACAAGGCGUUCGCCUCGCGGCUCCUGGCCGCGUCCAAAUCGCUCUUUGAGUUGGCCAACAAUUACAGGGGAUCCUUCCAGUCGUCCUGCCCCUUCUACUGCUCCUACUCCGGCUUUCAGGAUGAGCUGCUCUGGGCCUCGGCGUGGCUCUACCGGGCGACCAAGGACGGCAAGUACCUCGACUUCCUGCGCCAGAACCAGGGCUCCAGCAACCCGGUCAACGAGUUCAGCUGGGACAACAAGCAGGUUGGAGCCCAGAUGCUCGCAACACAGGAGUAUUUGAAAGGAAGGAGAGAGCUAGACAGGUACAAGGCCAACCUGGACUCCUUCGUCUGCGCCCUCAUGCCUGACAGCGGCAAUACGCAGAUACGCACAACUCGUGGAGGGCUCCUCUUCACACGCGAUUCAGUGAACAUGCAGUACACCACCACGGCGGCCCUCGUGCUCUCCAUCUACGCCAAGACGCUCGAGUCCUGGGGCGUCUCCGACGGCGUCCGCUGCAGCGCCGCGAGCUUCUCCCCGGACCAGAUCGCCUCGUUCGCCGCGUCGCAGGUCGACUACAUCCUGGGGAGCAACCCGAUGGGCAUGUCGUACAUGGCGGGCUUCGGCGGCGCCUUCCCGCGGCGCAUCCACCACCGCGCCGCCUCCAUCCCCUCCAUCAAGGUGCUCACCCGGACGGUCCCCUGCAACGAGGGCUUCUCCUCCUGGCUGCCCACCAGCGACCCCAACCCGAACGUCCAUGUCGGCGCCAUCGUCGGAGGGCCCGACGAGAACGACCAGUUCGGGGACAACAGGGGGGACUCGGCGCACUCCGAGCCGGCCACCUACAUCAACGCCGCCUUCGUGGGCGCCUGUGCUGCUGCCAUGGGGCAGAGCCAGAAGCCUGCGUCGCCGACUUUGGCUUCUUACUAG